AUGCCCAAAUCAAUUCUCCUAAUCAACGGCCCAAACCUAAACCUCCUGGGCACACGCGAACCACACAUUUACGGGCACACCACACUAUCAGACGUUGAAAACAACAGCCGCGACGUGGCAGCCAGCCAUAAUGCAAGCCUGGAAUCCUUCCAAUCAAACCACGAAGGCGCAAUCGUCGACCGCAUCCAAGCAGCCCGCGGCAAGGUCGACGGCAUCAUCAUCAACCCGGGUGCGUAUACGCAUACAUCCGUGGCGAUCCGGGAUGCGCUGCUUGGUGUUGAAAUUCCUUUUAUUGAGCUCCAUGUGAGCAAUGUCCAUGCCCGUGAGGCGUUUAGGCAUCAUUCCUAUUUUAGUGAUAAGGCUGCUGGGAUUAUUGUUGGGCUUGGGGUUUAUGGGUAUAAGGUUGCCGUUGAGCAUGUUUGUUUGAAUUUCAAGGAGUUGGAGAAGGAGGCUAAGGCUACUCUGUAA
Molecule: messenger RNA, 468 nt
Organism: Penicillium canescens
Lineage: Eukaryota; Fungi; Ascomycota; Eurotiomycetes; Eurotiales; Aspergillaceae
Product: type II 3-dehydroquinate dehydratase
Exons: 1
Coding region: 1-468 (155 amino acids)
Biological process (GO): quinate catabolic process
Molecular function (GO): 3-dehydroquinate dehydratase activity
Source: RefSeq, a predicted model, not a curated record